GAUAACAGAGAUUGCGAUAAUUUCUUCCUAAAGCUUCUUUUUUAACACCAUUAUUGUGUUUAGCUGAAAUCAGAGUAAAAGUGGAGCAUUUAGACUAAAACGGAAACAUUUUAUCUGCAAACAUUACUGUGUAUGUAUUUACACAUGUAACUAACAAAAAUUGAUAACAACGAGACGUUUGGAACAGAUACAUAUCGUUCAGCCAAUCGAGCUUUGACGAUUGCGUGUCAGACUUAAAGAAACGAACCUAGAAUACGAUAGAGGCUUACGGUGAAAAUCAGUGAUUUGUGCUAUCAAUUCGUGCAGUGUGUGGUACGGAUGAUAUCGCCUCGAAGGAGAACCAUUUACAACUCGUAAAUAUCAAUUGAAUCCACCGGAAAGUAAAAAUAUUUGUCGUUCUGAAGAAACUGCAAGCCUGACUUCACACGUCCGUUGCUUCCAAAAACGUCAUGCCGGUAACGCCCUAAAACCCGCAACAAUUAGUCAUUUUGUGGAAUGUGGAAUGUUUAAUAUAAUUUAACGCGAGAAACAAGAAAGAUCAGUUUUAGUAAUUACAGUAAAAAAACAUGGACAGCAAAGGCAGAAAGAUCAUCGUUUGCGAUAAUGGAACAGGGUUUGUUAAAUGUGGAUAUGCGGGAGCCAAUUUUCCAGCACACAUAUUUCCAUCGAUGGUUGGACGUCCUAUAAUCAGAGCAGUCAAUAAGAUAGGAGACAUUGAUGUGAAGCAAGAAUAUUGUAUUCGUGAUUUAAUGGUUGGAGAUGAAGCAAGCAAACUUCGAUCUAUGUUAGAAAUUAGUUAUCCAAUGCAAAAUGGAAUUGUUAGAAAUUGGGAAGACAUGUGUCAUGUUUGGGACUACACAUUUGGAAAAGAAAAAAUGAAUAUCAAUCCAAGAGAGUGCAAGAUCCUAUUAACGGAACCACCAAUGAAUCCUAUCACAAACAGAGAGAAAAUGAUUGAGGUAAUGUUCGAAAAGUAUGGGUUUGCUGGAACAUUCAUUGCAAUUCAAGCAGUACUUACAUUAUAUGCUCAAGGGUUGAUUAGUGGAGUUGUAGUAGAUUCUGGAGAUGGAGUCACUCAUAUAUGUCCUGUGUUUGAAGAGUAUGCUUUACCUCAUCUCACUCGACGGUUAGACAUAGCUGGCCGAGACAUUACAAUGUAUUUAAUAAAGCUUCUUUUGUUACGUGGAUAUGCUUUUAAUCAUUCGGCUGAUUUUGAGACAGUUAGAAUGAUGAAAGAAAAAUUAUGUUACAUCGGUUACAAUAUUGAAACCGAGGAAAAGUUAGCACUUGAGACCACAGUCUUGGUUGAGUCCUAUACUCUUCCUGAUGGAAGAGUAAUAAAAGUAGGCGGCGAAAGAUUUGCAGCGCCUGAAGCAUUGUUCCAACCACAUUUAAUCAACAUUGAAGCUCAGGGAAUUGCUGAAUUAGUAUUUAGCACUAUUCAAGCAGCUGACAUCGAUAUAAGGAGCGAACUGUAUAAACAUAUUGUUUUAAGUGGCGGUAGCACAAUGUAUCCAGGACUUCCAUCUAGGCUUGAAAGGGAAAUUAAGCAGCUUUAUUUACAAAGAGUAUUAAAGAAUGAUACCUCAAAAUUAAAUAAAUUUAAGAUAAAAAUCGAAGAUUCUCCUAGACGUAAGGACAUGGUUUUUAUGGGUGGUGCUGUAUUAGCAGAAAUAACAAAGGAUCGAGAUUCAGCGUGGAUAACCAGAGAAGAGUACGAAGAAAAAGGACUUAGUGUAUUAAAGAAAUUAGGCUCUUAUGAAUAAUGAAGAUAAUAGCAAUUGAAAUAUAGAAAAGAAGUACACAUUUUUUUUACAUCUGGAGUCACUUAAAGAGUAUUUACGAUUUUCGUAUUUUGCUUUCACUACUGAUAUGUAGACUUAUUUGUCUUGGACUGAUACAAGCGACAAACAUAAUUGAAAAUGUUUAAGAAUUAUUGAAACUUUUAAUCAGAUUAAUUUCAUUUGACGUACACUACUAUACAAUUAUAUUUCAUUUAAAAUUGAUACAAACAGAUUGAAAUUCUAACAAAGUUUUAGAGUAAAUUAUAUAUUUAUGUUUGCCAUGAUGAAUAGCACAGUUGUAGAUGAUACACAUUGUAAAUAUAAUUGUCACAAAUCUUCCAUUUUCAUCGAAUUACAAUGGCGUUAGAUACGCAUUGUGCAUUGCAAUCAAUGUAUACCUAUUUUUCUUAUAGUUUAUAGUGAUUUUAUGAAAUUCAAUGUGUUGUAUGUAUAAUCGCAUUAGAAAAUAAUUUGUUAAUAUAAUGGCUAAAGUUAAGUAACUAAAAUUGUAAAUAUUAUAUUAUAACGACAACACUCAAUUUUACCGCCUUUGAGUUUUUAAUAAGUUUUUAACGUGAGUUUCUUAAACUGCAUUUCUUAAUUCAAGAUUCGUUUGACUUAAUUUUUUUAAUAAAACAUACGGUCACAUUUCCAAAAAUGCAUAACUGUUAUAUCUUCAAACUUGGCCAUUAUCGUAAUUAAUAAUAAUUAGUUUAUAAGAAGACAGAAACGCAUUUGUAUAUCUUCGUACCCGUUUCUUGUGAUUUAAAAAAUGAUUCUAUUUGAAUUUUAUUUAAAUGUUAUCCCUCAUGUCUUUUUUUAAAGGAACAUAUUUGAAAAACGUGUAAUAUGUAGUGUACAUUUAACCAGUUCCAAGUUAAAAUAUAUGUUCCAAUCAGUUCAUGUUAAAUGGAGGGUACGAGGUAAAACUAUUUUGUACGAUGUACAUACAUGAUAUAGAAGUUUUAUAAUUUUAGUUAAGUAAUUUAUAGAAAUAAAUUUAUUUCUUAAAAAAC
Molecule: messenger RNA, 2800 nt
Organism: Megalopta genalis
Lineage: Eukaryota; Metazoa; Arthropoda; Insecta; Hymenoptera; Halictidae
Gene: Arp2
Product: Actin-related protein 2
Source: RefSeq, a predicted model, not a curated record